AUGGCGUCCCCGUGGCCCGCCCAGCCCUUCAAGGCGAUCUAUAUCGCGCUGUUUCUCCUGAAAACCCCCCCACACUUAGCACUGCUUUCGCUCCGUUAUAUGUUUAAGUCACUCCGCCCCGUCCCCGGAUGGACGUUCAGGACGUCCCUAGGAAUCGCGCUCUUCCGUGCCCAGGUCCGCCUGUUCACGAAGAUUCGCUACCAACGGGCCCCGCAGCUCAAGCCCGGCAAGGCGGGCGAGAGGUUUGUCUUGAUAAGCCCGCCCGACUCUUGUUUCUUCCAGGGCGUCUUAGCCUCCAGAACCGUUCAGCCGGCGCCAGUCGGGGCACUAUGGUUCCCGGGACCGGCCGAGCGUAACGAAAAGGGCAUGGUAGAACGAGGCCAGAAGACAGUUAUUCACUUCGCAGGCGGCGGCUUCGUCCUCGGUUGGAACCCCAAUAAGAUGGGACGGUCCGUUGCGGACGUAUUAAUGCCGCAUCUCGAUGCGACCAACAUUCUCUAUGUGCAGUACCGACUAGCAACCGAGGAGACGCCGUUCCCUGCCGCACUCCAGGACGCUUUGACUGCGUAUUACUACGUGUUAAACAUCGGCGUAGACCCUGAAGAUAUUAUUCUCUCGGGAGAUUCGGCUGGGGCCAAUCUGAUCCUGGGGUUACUGCGAUAUUUGGAGAUGUUUCCGUCUCUACUUCCGCUGCCGAGCAGCGCUAUGCUAUGGUCGCCGUGGGUCAAAGUCACAGCCAACGACGGGCGCGAAUACUACGGCUUGCCGAACUCGCGGGUUGACUUCCUGGUCCCGUCCGUUCUGGAUUGGGGUGCAAGGGCCUAUAUUCCCGAAGGGGACUUGUCCCAAGAGGACGAGGCUUUCAUCUGCCCGCUCUACCAUUCGUUCCGGUCGAGCACACCGCUCUUUAUACAGGCCGGGACGAAGGAGGCGUAUUACGACGCGAUGAAGAGGUUUGCCGAUGAUAUGGCAGCCAUAAAGGGCAACCGGGUGAAAUUCCACCAAUCUCACCUAGCGCCGCACGAUAUUUUCUUUACCUGUUCGAUGGUAGGGUUUAAGAAAGAAGUCGGGCUGGCCAUAGAGGAAGCCCUCGACUUCUUAACGCCAGAAAGCUUAGGGCACAAGGAAUGGGAUGAUUGUUAG
Messenger RNA from Durotheca rogersii, 1143 nucleotides. RefSeq names its product alpha/beta-hydrolase. The record is from RefSeq and is a predicted model, not a curated record. NCBI's taxonomy places the organism in Eukaryota, Fungi, Ascomycota, Sordariomycetes, Xylariales, Xylariaceae. Bases 1 to 1143 code for a protein of 380 amino acids. Gene Ontology annotation, molecular function: hydrolase activity. The transcript is spliced from 2 exons.